CCCAAAUGAGCGCAGUCUCGAAUAUUCAAUGUACAGUUAUAUUUUGUGACACUAGCUCAUUGAAAGAAAAGAAGAAGAAGAAAAUUUCCAUUUCAUAUUUAUCAUUUUUACCUAACUAAAAUAUUAGAGCAAAUGUUAGUCAAAGUGAAUAUAAUCUAUUGCUGCUCGAUUUAAAAUUAGAGAAAAAAUUAUUUUGUUUCACGGUAGACGUUAGAUUUUGCAAUGGCUAAAAAGAGGCAAAAAGAAACUUUGGCAGAAAAAAUUUUCAGUGUAUUAAAUACUGCGCCAGCAACAUUUGAUCCGGAAGAUGAUCCUGACGGUUCAGCUGCAAAACUUGUAAACUCAGAAGAUGAACACAGCGGUGAUGAAGAUGCAUUGCUCAACAAUUUUCGUAAACAAAAUAUCGAUUUACUGGCUGAUGUAGAUAACAGGUAUGCUGGGGAAAAAGGCAGUAGACGAAGGUUCCACGGGUCAGAUUCCGAUGACCAAGAUAACAGGUAUGCUGGGGAAAAAGGCAGUAGACGAAGGUUCCACGGGUCAGAUUCCGAUGACCAAGCUUCAGAAGCUGAAGAUAAAAUUGUUGAAGAAAAUAAUGAAGAUACACAGGACCAAUACCAAAUUAUCACCAGUGAUGCCUCAUCAGUCUCGGAAGAUGAAUUGGAGUCAACAUCCAGUUGUAAGGGACCAGAUGAAGAUACAGAUAGUUCUUGUAAUGAGAACUCUGAAAUUGAGUCUGAUAUAAAAAAUGAUAAUAGUUUUAAACAUUUAAGCGAUAUAGAUGCAUCUUUGCAAGUGCAAAAAGGAUUGUCUGUUAGAAAUCAACUGAGAAUCUGGGAAAAUUUGGUUGAAAUUCGAAUUAAAUUGCAAAAGUGUUUGCUUACAGCGAACAAAAUGCCAAAUAAGGUAUAUUUUACAAAUAUUAAGAAUGAUUCUGGAAUUGAAUUUACUGAUAAUGUAAACGAAACAAAGCAAGCUCUUUUUGGUGUCAUGGACAAAUUGUUGCUAUUGCAGAAAAUUAUGGUAAAAAGUUAUCCUGAAACUAAAAGACUUUGCAAGCAUACAGCAGUAAGCAAUGAAAAUGAUGAGGAAAUUCCAAGUGAUACUGAUGAAAUGAGUAGAAGUGAUGAAAGUAGCAGUGAAGAUGAAACAGACAUAUCCCCAAGCAAAAAAAGGAAGUUGAAUGAAUAUGAAAGAGCAAUAAGUGACUUUCAUUCAAAUUAUAAUGAGUAUCGGAAUACUGUUAUUGAAAAGUGGAAUGCGAAAACUAAGUUGUCCAUUACUAAGAACAAAGGUCAAGCUCCUUCAGUGAUUAAUCAAAUAGAACACGCCUUUACAGACAAAAAUAAAUUAAUUAAAAGAACACAGUUAAAAAGAGGUGAAUAUCAGGUAUUAGGAAAAGCAGAUAAAGAAGAAGUCCCCAGAUCCUUCUCAGAAAGCCAAGAGCAGACAGAAAUAGAUGAUUAUGAUGUAGAAAUUUUUGAUGAUACAGAUUUCUAUCAUCAAUUACUUAGAGAGCUAAUAGAAGUGAAAGCAGCUGAUAUUACAGACCCUAUUCAAUUAGGAAGGCAAUGGACACACCUACAAAAUUUGAGGAGUAAGGUGAAAAGAAAAAUUGAUACUAGAGCUACUAAAGGUAGGUCGCAUAGGACCGAAAGGUUAUAAAUUCGGAAUGAAAGUUUGUAACAUGGCAUUGUUGUCGAAGAAUCAACCUACAAUUCACAAAAAAUAUCAUCAAACUCAUUGAAAUUGCGACUAGUUUUUAGUGGCACAUUUUUUACUUAGAAAUCAUCGCUCCAUCAUAAUCUUGAAAAAAAAAAGUAAGAUAACGGUACUAACAGGCAAGUUUUACAUAUUU
Cylas formicarius (sweet potato weevil) is the source of this 1855-nucleotide messenger RNA. It is a transcript of the gene Aatf, whose product is annotated as protein AATF. Gene Ontology annotation, biological process: regulation of transcription by RNA polymerase II. The transcript is spliced from 4 exons. The record is from RefSeq and is a predicted model, not a curated record. Bases 223 to 1662 code for a protein of 479 amino acids. Gene Ontology annotation, cellular component: nucleus; nucleolus. Lineage: Eukaryota; Metazoa; Arthropoda; Insecta; Coleoptera; Brentidae.